Messenger RNA from Austrofundulus limnaeus, 323 nucleotides. RefSeq lists its product as uncharacterized. Lineage: Eukaryota; Metazoa; Chordata; Actinopteri; Cyprinodontiformes; Rivulidae. The record is from RefSeq and is a predicted model, not a curated record.
GUGGACAACUGCUUAAAAAGUGUGCCGACCCCUGAAGAAGCACAUCACCUGGUGGAUAAUCUCAGAGCCCUCCUGUCCAGUGCUGGAUUCAUCCUUCGCCAGUGGGCCAGCAAUGAACCCAGUGCCAUCAGCCAUCUUCCUGAAGACCUCCGAUCCACCAGUGCUGAACUCUGGCUUGCUCAAGACAGAGCUGACACCUCAGAACCCACUCUAGGCCUCAGCUGGCACUUCCCUACCGACACUUUGGGUUACAAACACCGCUCAGUCAGUUAUGGGGCCCCCACUUUACGUAACAUCUACAACGUCCUUGCAAGCCAAUACGA